Molecule: messenger RNA, 1932 nt
Organism: Papilio machaon (common yellow swallowtail)
Lineage: Eukaryota; Metazoa; Arthropoda; Insecta; Lepidoptera; Papilionidae
Product: zinc finger protein 37 homolog
Exons: 10
Coding region: 1-1932 (643 amino acids)
Cellular component (GO): nucleus
Molecular function (GO): zinc ion binding; nucleic acid binding
Source: RefSeq, a predicted model, not a curated record
AUGGAAGUAUUUUGUAGAGGAUGUUUAAUUCAGUAUAACGAUCCGUCUGAAUUGAUACAGUACUCAGAAAAGAAUAGAAGAUUAUUUAUAUAUUGUACUGGUAUACAGGUUAAACUAAAUGACAGUUUUACAUUCCAAUUAUGCAAAGAAUGCUACCUCAAUAUGCAAGUUAGUUGUAAAUUUAAGAAAUUAUGUCAUAAUUCUGAUAAGAGAAUAAAAAAGUACUUGUCUUUAAAAGAUGUUGGUGAAAAUAUUGAUUUGCCUACUUACCUCAAGACAGAUGAUGACUCAAUAACUUUCAGGCUUCCUUUGCUUGGGAAUAGUACACCAAGCAAUAAUAAUGUUAAAGAUGAGGACAAUGAAUCAACAUGUACCAGUAUACAAAACUUUAUCAACGACAUUAUGGCGUCAGAGGAGUUACCAGCCACAGAAGCUCGCAUUAUACGGGAAGUAAUUGAGGAAGAGGCGGAUGUUCUGGAUGAUUCUUUGGACUCACAUUGGCUUCAAGAUGAUAUAUCUAUUGACAACAGUUGCAAACUAGAUUUCAGUUUUAGUCCAUUUGUAACACCUCAGUAUACCAAUGAAGAUAGUCUAAAGAAAUUUGAAGAUGAAAUUACAAAUAAAAGAUCUGAUGAUGUUGCUACAUUUAAAAUACCAGCAGACAUCAGUCUAAAGGUAGAACCUAAGUUGAAAGAAUAUGAUACGACGGAAACAAAAUGUACAAUAGACCAAAAUUUAGAAAAUGCCUUGCUAAAUGAAAAUAAUACGAAUGUCUUUUUAGAAGAUCUUCUUGUUACACCUCCAUUACAAUCAAAUAUAUCUGGACCACCUACUCCUGUAAUAAAUAACAUACUAUUUGGUGAACAAUUAGAAAGCGAUGGUGAAAAUUCUUUAAUGAAUAAAAUAGGUAUGUGUAUUGAAGAAUUUAAACCUGUACAAUCUGAUAGUGAUGUAUUGGAAGAUAUCUUAGCUGAAACUGUUAAAGAUUUUAAUAUAGACCAAGAUAUAGAAGAUAAUGAUAUUGAAAUGAAAACGGAAAUAUUAAAAGAAAGAAAUUCCUACAAAAACAAAGAAAAUAGAAAAGAUAUAUGCAAUAGUGAUGUGAAAACAAAACAGAUUGAAACAAAGUGUUCAUCACCAGAUAUAACUAAUUUCUAUUGCAAAAUGUGUAACAAACAGUUUAAGAAUCUUGCCGCAUUGAAAGUACACUGCGGAAGAAAACAUAAAUUAAGGAUAUCUAAUAACAAUUCGGAUAACUCUAAAUUGGGAAAACCUCGGAUAUGUGAUUAUUGUGGAAAAGUGUAUCGUCGUUUGCCUUUAUUUGUACAACAUAUUAAAAGCCAUGCUGGUACAGGAACGUCACGUUCAUAUGUAUGCCAAAUUUGUUCAUUGAAAUUCACUUCAGAGGCCAAACUUAAUAUGCACCAGAACACACACAAAAAGAAACCUUCAGCUAAAAAUCAUAAGAAAUUCGUGUGCACGAUAUGCGGAGCUGGGAGUUCCUCAGCGACUAAUUUGAAAACGCACCUCAGACGACAUUCUAAGAACUAUACCUUACAUUGCGAGGAGUGCGGCAUGGGCUUCUACAGGAAGACAGACCUCACCACGCAUUACAGGCACCAUACUGGUGAAAAACCUUACGCCUGCGAGCACUGUAAUCGUAAAUUUGCACGACGAGAUGUACUCAAUAGACAUAUGAAAUGUCACACAGACGAGAAACCAUUUGAGUGUCCAUAUUGUGAUAUACGAUAUUCCAAGAAACAUUAUUUGAUAACACAUAUAGAAAAAUGCAAGGCUUGUCGGAUGACAUUGCCUCCCGAAGAAACGGACAAUGAGAACAAUGUCUCAGUGUAUUACGCUACAGUUGUGGGCACAGAUGUCGUAUUAGAUGAAACUGAAGAAAAAGAACUAGCAUUAAGUGAGUCUACUUAA